This is a messenger RNA of Closterium sp. Yama58-4, 807 nucleotides long. The record is from the annotation of a GenBank genome assembly. Lineage: Eukaryota; Viridiplantae; Streptophyta; Zygnematophyceae; Desmidiales; Closteriaceae.
AUGGCAGGGAAGGAUGUAACGGUGCUAACACGGGGUUGCCAGCUGGAGCAGCUCGUGAUGACGUGGAGAAUCGAGGACAUCUUUAACGACGAGCUGCUCCGAGAGAAGCUGCCUGCCGCCGCCUCCACACGGAUCGUGGUCAAAGCGGUGCAGAGGGAUGGUGAUGGACGGGCAGCGAGAGCGGAUGGAUGUGGGGAGAUGGAGAGGGAUGACUGGCAGCGGCAGUCUGUGAGUUACUCUGGUGAUGACGACUACUGCCAGGGCGAGGUUCAUAGGAGUUCAGUGCACGGUAGUGCAUUGGUUGCACCACCGUGGCGCAUGGCGCCACAUGUCCAGCCGAUUGGUCGAUGCAGAGGGCAGCUGGGAGGCGCUGCAGGGGAAGCACACUCGGCGGUGGCGUGCUCUGACGCGGAGGGAUUCUGCUACGUGCGCUUGGAAGUGCAGCAGCAGCAUUCUGCAGGGGCCGCUGGGGCAGCAGCGUGGGGAGGUGCAGCGAGGCUGAAACCCACAGAUGUUGUGCUGCUGUCCACUGUAGCCCCCUCUGGCCCUGCAGACCUGCUCCGCCCGGGGGUGCUGUAUCGUCUUGCUGUCCUUGUUGCGGGAGGGAACUCGUCCGGGGAGGAUGGAGACGGCGAUCGCUGUUUCCGGGCCAAGACAUGCACUCCGGAGGAUUCGCCCGAGUAUCAGGGCCUGGUUGGGGCAGUGGAAGGGGGGGAGUGUGCAGGUGGUGCGUCGUGGUAUGUGACCUUGGUGGGUAGCUUGGCAACACCACAGCGUGUGUGGGGUGCUCUGCAAUCCGGUGCUUGA